AUGGACAAGAUCAAGGAGCGCAUGAACGCCCUCCGCGUGGAGGCCGACGAGGCUCACGACCAGGUUGAGGAGCUGAAGGCCAAGGUCAAGACUCUGGAGCAGGAGAACCUGUCCAAGGAGCAAGAGAUCACAUCCCUCAACCACCGCAAUCAGCUGCUUGAGGAGGAGGUCGAAAAGGCCGAGACCUCUCUUAAGGAGGCCAAGGAUGCCGCCAACCAGAGCGCCCAGCAUGACACCCAGAACGAGGCCCUGCAGCGGCGGGUGCAGCUCCUUGAGGAGGAGGCCGAGGAGAACGACCGAACUCUGCGGGAGACAAACGAGAAGUACGAUCCCAUCCCCUUUAUGUAUCUUAAGAAACUCCAACUAACGUGUGUCAUUGCUAGGCUCCGCCAAACCGACGUCAAGGCCGGACACUACGAGCGCAAGGUGCAGGCACUCGAGACGGAGCGCGACCAGUGGGAGUCCAAGUAUGAAGAGAUGGCCAAGAAGCACGCUGAGCUGCAGAAGGACCUCCACGAACUCGAGGUUUCCAUCAGCAAUGUUUAA
Messenger RNA from Penicillium macrosclerotiorum, 546 nucleotides. Its product is annotated as tropomyosin. NCBI's taxonomy places the organism in Eukaryota, Fungi, Ascomycota, Eurotiomycetes, Eurotiales, Aspergillaceae. The transcript is spliced from 2 exons. Gene Ontology annotation, cellular component: actomyosin contractile ring; actin filament. The record is from RefSeq and is a predicted model, not a curated record. Gene Ontology annotation, biological process: mitotic cytokinesis; actin filament organization. The coding region runs from base 1 to 546 and encodes 181 amino acids. Gene Ontology annotation, molecular function: actin filament binding.